AGGUCUAAUUUAGUGACCAGUCCCCCAACACCUGAAUACCUAAAGGAGGAUAUGUUUCAAACCAAUCUUACAUUGACUCCAGCUCCGUCGAAGGGUAUUCUGAAAAGUAGAAGCCAGACCCCUGAGUUCCAAAACCACAAGAAAAGGGUUGGAGAGAGAGGGAAGAAAUUAGCAGACAAAGCUCUUAAUCUUAUUAAUCCUAUCAGAAAGUACGAGCAGCGUAGGAAAAAACUGAGAAAGAAUUUAGAGUGGUGGGAGGAUGAGAAAAUCCCCAAGAAUACCAGGCGUAAGAUCAAUUUUGCUGAUCGCGAACGAUCUUCAGUCCCGAGCCUGAGACUGAAGCGAAGAGUUUCAGAAUCUACAAUUCACUCCAUUGGAGUAAACUGUAGAGAGGAUGAAAGCCAGGAGAAGCAGUCUCUUCUCCCUAGGCAUACAAACAUACAGACUUUUAAAGAAAACUUAUACCUUUUUAUAGAAGG
Molecule: messenger RNA, 479 nt
Organism: Eurytemora carolleeae
Lineage: Eukaryota; Metazoa; Arthropoda; Copepoda; Calanoida; Temoridae
Exons: 5
Source: RefSeq, a predicted model, not a curated record